AUGUCAGGGGACCAGGCAGGCAAGACCCGGGGCUCCACACAUAUCACUGUGCAGAAGAUUUCCUACAGGUGGACCAUCAGCAACUUCUCCUUUUGCCUGGAAGGAAUGCGGGACACCAUUUUCAGUGGGACUUUCUCAUCAGGAGCCAAUGACAACCUGAAAUGGUGUUUGAGAGUUCACCCCAAAGGCAUUGACAAAGAAAGCAAAGAUUACAUGUCAGUUUACCUGGUGUUGCUCAGGAGUCCAAAGACCCCAGUUUGGGCAAAGUUCCAGGUUUGGACUAUAAAUGCGGCAGGAGACAAAACUCUAGGAAUGAGGAGCCCACGAGUCCUUAAGUUUCUUCCUGGCGACAACUGGGGAUUCAAAAUGUUCAUGCCAAGAGAUCUCCUCUUGUCCGAGGCAGAACGCCUUCUCCCUGAGGACCAUCUCACCCUGCUCUGCAACGUGAACGUGGUCCAAGACACCUAUAGCACUUCUGAAGAAAACUCAAAGCCUGCGAUAAAGGUUCCAAGGUGCACGUUUACAGCUGAUCUAGGGGAGCUGUGGGAGACUUCCCGCUUCACAGACUGCAGCCUGUUGGUAGGUGGUCACGAAUUCCGGGCUCACAGGGCCAUCUUAGCAGCUCGCUCUCCGGUUUUCAGCGCUAUGUUUGAACACGACAUGAAGGAGAAGCCACAGGACCCAAUUGAGAUCCAGGACAUGGAGCCUCAAGUCUUCAAGGAGAUGAUGGGAUUCAUUUACACGGGGAAGGUGCCAAACCUCCACAGCUUGGCCCCUGGUGUGCUGGCGGCUGCUGACAGAUAUUGCCUGGAGCGCUUGAAGGCCAUGUGUGAGGACACCCUCUGCAGAGACCUCUCAGUGGAGAAUGCUGCUCACACUCUCUUCCUGGCUGACCUCCACAGGGCUGAGCAGCUGCGAAUGCAGGCCCUGGAUUUCAUUACAGUUCAUGCUUCUGAGGUCUCUGAGACCUCAGGGUGGAAGGAAAUGGUGGAAGCCCAUCCCCACUUGCUGGCUGAAGCAUUCCAGUCCCUGUCUUCUGCACAGGGUCCUUGGCUGGAGCCCCCUCUCAAACGCCUGAAGCGAUCCUAG
Messenger RNA from Acomys russatus (golden spiny mouse), 1089 nucleotides. Its product is annotated as speckle-type POZ protein-like. The transcript has a single exon. Gene Ontology annotation, biological process: proteasome-mediated ubiquitin-dependent protein catabolic process; regulation of proteolysis. The coding region runs from base 1 to 1089 and encodes 362 amino acids. The record is from RefSeq and is a predicted model, not a curated record. NCBI's taxonomy places the organism in Eukaryota, Metazoa, Chordata, Mammalia, Rodentia, Muridae. Gene Ontology annotation, molecular function: ubiquitin protein ligase binding. Gene Ontology annotation, cellular component: nucleus; cytoplasm.